AAUACAGAUAUACUCCACAUAACACCUCAAACCCACCCACGCCCCUACCCAACCCCAUCCUUUGCAACACCUCGUGUAAUCCGUCCGCCGCCGCCGUCGAUCAUCACCACUCCUGCUGUAAGUCUCUUGCUCCGAUCAUCACUACUCCUUCUCCGACGCCGACGAUCUCUGCGAGGUUACUGAGAGGGAGACCUCAUCUUCAAAACCCUAACUGAGCUACUAAUUAUGGAAAGGGAAGGCGAAAGAUCAGUGAUGGGUUUGUCGAUCGGAUUUGGGUAGAGAGAGACAGAGAGUACUUCAUAGAGGUUUGAUUCUUUCCCAUUUCUCUUCACAAAUUUAUGUAUAAAGGUUGUUUUGGGGGCCAUUGAUUGAUGCAUGCAUAUUCUUUUCUUUGGCUUGGGUUUCGUCAUGUUCAACAACAAAAAAGGAGAAUCAACCCAACCAAUUGAUAUGACAGAUUGUGUUUUGUUUUUCAGAUUAGUAUAUAAUGGUUGAUUUUUACGAUUUUUAAUUCUAAUCUGCAUAUAAAUGUUAUUUUGUUAUCGAUUGGAGUGAUGUCUGCAUAUGUUUUUAUCUGAGUUCCGCUGGUUCAUCUUCAUUGAGAGAGAGAGAGAGAGAGAGAGUCAAUUGAAGAAGUUGAUGUCAGAUGUUUGUUUUGGUUUUUGUGGUGUGUGCAUUAGGCCAGAAUUCUUACAAUUGUUUUUCGCCAAUACGAAGCUGUUAUUUUGGUGAUGAGUGCAUGUGUUUUAAUCUGAGUUGCGUUUAUAAUUUUGAGAGAGAAAAAGAGAGCGAGAGAGAGGGGGAAAAAGGGUCGAUGUUGAUGAUCAGACUAAAAUUCCGUGUGGCGUUUAGCUUACGUGCUCAUAAAUUGUAAAGAUUAAUUUUGGAUAUUUAUUGUGCUCAGUUCUCUUGCUUUUUUGCUAGCAUUUUAGUUGUGAACUUACGCUGCACUGAAUUGGUACAUGUUGGUAGAUCUCUGCUAUGAACAUUGAUUUGUAGACACCUUUUGUUCAUUCACAUUUUGAUAUAAGAGCCGGGACAGUUUUCUUAGAGACAGCUUGAAGUAAAUUAGAAACUGUUGCUCAAUCUUGGAGCAGGGGUAGGGACUUGCUCUAUGUAGCGUGUCCUACGUUUGUUGCCAGAUCUCAAAACAUAGAGACGUGUUGCAGGUUUUUGUCAGCCACGCAUUAGCAACCCAGCUCUUUUACGAGAAAGCCCCUGCACAAGGAGACAAAACCCAAGGAAAAUGAACCGUCGGUUUGGACACAGAAGGACAACGGAUUUCAGAGGCUAUCCAUAGCCUAGAAUUCCAAACGUCCACUAUAGGGCUCGAACUCUAGCCUCUCACAUGGGGAGGACUAGAAGAUGCGAGCUGGCCUAGAGCCCAUUCACCAUAAAUUUCAAUUUAAUCAGUGACCAAUGCUCUGUCAAAAAAAAAGAAAUAAUAAUAAAAUCUGUGACCAAAACAAACUAAAACUUGCAGAUUUCAGCUUUUUAUGCAUCUGGAGCUACAACUUCCGUCCAAGAAGCCAUAAUACUAAAAUCUGAUGAUGGUUCUAUUUAGUAAAAGGUAAUCUUCAUCAUGAGGUUGUACUCGGAGGUAAAUAAAAAUUGAGUUCAUCCUUAAUGGGAAUUAAGUCUUGGUUUUCUAGACCCACAGGUAAUUUUCUGAUUGGAUUAUGGAGGAUUAUAGCUAUGGGAUUAUUAGUUCGGAGACUAAAUAGUCCAUGGAGGACUAUUUGGUGGUUAAUCCUCCCUGUCCCAUGUUUGUUUAUCUAUGGGAUUACGUGAUGGACAAGUCAAGUCCAACCAUAAUCCUCCAUAUACCAUGUUUGUUUUGAAUCUUCUUGACAAGGAUUAGCAGUUCAAUUGGCUAUGUUGCCCCCAAAGCUUUUUACAAGCCCGCCCAUACUUAUAAUCUAUCUGUUGUAUAAAUUUUACCAACAAAAUUAAUUUUUCAAUUAGAUAGAAUAGCCCUAAUGCUUUAUUUGCAAGCCAUCUAUGGGGCAUUUGGUAAGUUUCUCUAGUCCGGCGAUCCUCCUAAUCCCAGGGCUAAUAGAAUCCCCCGCCCCGAUUGUUUUGUCCCAAACUAACAAGGCCCAAAUCUCUCUCUCUCUCUCUCUCUCUCUCCGAAACUCGCCUCCGCUCAUCCCUCAGUCGAAAGUGACUCGAAACCCACCACCCUACCCCCUUCAGUUGUUCUCCCUAGGUUAUUCAUUAUUUAGAAUUGACUCAAUUGAGAAUUCCCAUCAAGGGUUUGUAGCUACUGGCAUCAGGAAAGGAUAAAGUAGCGAUUGUCUCCUAAAAUUUGAGUUCCUGUUUGCAGAAAGGUUGGUGUCUGCUAGAAUGGAGGACGGGAAAGAAGAUGAGACUGUUUUUCUCAAUUGCACUUCUCGAGCAACGAGAGGCAAAAGGAUGACCAAGUUGCUUGAUGAGGAGAUUGAAGAGGAUGAAUUGUUCUGGAAUCAGGAUGCUCUGAAAGAGGAUGAAAAUGACGAAAAUUAUGAAGAAGUUGAGGGGGAGGUUGCCGAUGUUUUUGAUAGUGACUUUGAUGAUGAUGAACCGGAGCCAGAUGAAGAAAUAGAAAAUGAAGGAGAUGGCAGGGAGAGAACAAAGAAGAAACUAAUAUUUCCUGGAAAGCAAUUGCCAAAGAGAAAGAAGAAAAAGGUCCUUUCCAAACUAGGAAAAGAUCCCAAGGACGAAAGAGCUCCGGAGCGGUCUACCCUGCCUGAACAUCAUGAUAUGCCCGACGAUGUGGAAGAGAAAACGGUUAGGAAAUCGACAAGGACUUCAGUUAUUGUGAGGCAAGCUGAAAGAGAUGCAAUACGUGCAGCUUUGGAAGCAACGAUGAAGCCAAUUAUUAGAAGGAAAAAGGAAGGCGAGGAGAAGAGGAUGACCCAAGAAGAGAUGCUUCUGGAAGCAGCUCAAACAGAAAUCAUGAACUUGAGACACUUGGAAUGCGUGUUAGCAAGGGAGGAAGAAUUUAAGAAAAGAGCGGUCGUGUACAAAGCAGUUUAUAGUGGCCCUCAGACACGAUAUCUUUCUAGAAAUGGUAAAUCCUAUCUAGAAUUCAGUAAAGGAUUGUCAUUUCAGGCAAAGAUUUCUACAGGUUCCACUCCGUAUCCGAAGAGGGCUGUGUGUGCAGUUACUGGGUUGCCUGCGAAGUACCGUGAUCCAAAAACUGGGCUACCUUAUGCAACGAAAGAAGCUUUUAAAAUAAUUCGCGAACGUUUGGAGGAAAACAGCAGAGCUAGUGAGAAGAAGAGCAUGGGGUUUCUUUGUGAUGUGAUUUCUGGGGAAGGAUUUUCCAAAAAGCAGAAGAGAUCAGUUAUUCCAAAUAUGAGGGAGGCAUCUGAUUUUUGGUAUUCAGCUCGCUUCCGCACCAUUCCAGCUCUUGAAAUAAUCGAUGACUCUGAGUAGCUGUCGUUGUAAAGAAGAGGUCAGCCGCUCACAUCCGGCUUUCUAGGCAAUUUGGGCUGGAGAUUGGAUCCUUGAGGGCCCAAGGUUGAAAUGAUAAUGUGUAGGAUCAACACGUUUAGAAAGCAAUAGCAUGUUUCUGUUACAAAUAUAGGAUACCUUGGCUAUUAUGCUUGAACUAUUAAGAUAUGCCCAGUGUUCUGGGGUUUGGUAAGUUGUUAAAUUGAGUCAAUUGACUAGACCGUCAGAAAAGGGACGAGACUUGUCGAAUCAGGAUCGAUGUGAUGAGUGAUCCUCAAAAAAAUAAGACCCCAUCACAAUCCGUAUGAUGUAUAAAUGCUGAAUCGGUAUGAUGUAUAAAUGCUGAAUCGAUAACCGGAGAAUGCUGUAAAUGCUUAAUCGAUAACCGGAGAUCUGCUGGCAUACGAACUAUUGUAUUGACCUAGAA
Rhododendron vialii is the source of this 3865-nucleotide messenger RNA. Its product is annotated as SWR1 complex subunit 2-like. NCBI's taxonomy places the organism in Eukaryota, Viridiplantae, Streptophyta, Magnoliopsida, Ericales, Ericaceae. The coding region runs from base 2347 to 3420 and encodes 357 amino acids. Gene Ontology annotation, biological process: regulation of DNA-templated transcription; chromatin remodeling. The transcript is spliced from 13 exons. Gene Ontology annotation, molecular function: ATP-dependent H2AZ histone chaperone activity. The record is from RefSeq and is a predicted model, not a curated record. Gene Ontology annotation, cellular component: nucleus.